This is a messenger RNA of Bombus terrestris (buff-tailed bumblebee), 1241 nucleotides long. RefSeq lists its product as uncharacterized. The record is from RefSeq and is a predicted model, not a curated record. The coding region runs from base 196 to 705 and encodes 169 amino acids. The transcript has 3 exons. NCBI's taxonomy places the organism in Eukaryota, Metazoa, Arthropoda, Insecta, Hymenoptera, Apidae.
AGCAGCUGUACCCAUCCAGCGCAGACUCCGGCUAUUCUCAAUAUGGCUGUCUAUUGUACCCAAAUCCGCUCGUUUUGCGUUGCAACGCGCUCGCCGCCAUACUCCAGCAUGCGAUCAAUGCGCCAAGGACAUCAGCCGAUCGCAAUUUAAACAGCCGAAUUUAUUUUCGAAUGUGACGCGCUAGACGUUAUCAACAUGGCCGAUACAUGUACCGCUGUCACGUGCUUCCUGAUCGUCGCGUCUAUCUCCAUGGUCGUAAGCAUCAAUGGCCAACUGUUAACUACGGAACAUCGAACUCACGCAGCGUCGGAACGAGCAAACGAUUUAUGGUGUCAUCAGUGUGAUACAAUGGAAGAUGGAGAGAGAUGCGCCAAUCUGACCGGAAACUUCACCACUUUCGGGCACAAGUGCACUGGUGACAAAAGGACCUGUAUGGUAAAGCGGUUUUCUUACACUACCAGCACCGAAGAUUCAAUGUCUAGUCCACAAACUUGGUCGGUGGAAAGAAAGUGUACUAACAAAUGCGACUCCGGAUGUAUAGUGGUCGGUGAACGAACAAAACUCUCCGCUUGCACCACUUGCUGCGAGAAAUCGUUUUGCAAUAUCGGUACCGGUGCUGCGAACGAUCUGACGAUAAGAGGGAUCGAUCUGUUUCUAGCUAUAGUAUUACAAAUUACAUUAACAAUUAUCAUGUAUCCGUCCUGACAUUGCAGACGAAGUAACACACGAUCGUGAAUCAUUUUAGUCGCCGAUGAGAAUAAUUGGUUCCAUUAACGCGUUUAUACGUACAUUGUAACAUACACUGUAAUAUUACACAACAACACGAUACAUAAGAUUUGUCGCAUUACCAAUGAAAAUGCUGUUUUCAUUUUAUAAAUGUGUACAUGGAGUUUCAUUCCUUAUGUGUUUCAUAAUAAUAUUACGAUGAAUAUUGAUUAAUAAGUGAAUAAAAUUACGACGAUAUCGAUAAUACGAAGCUCAGAAAUAAGAAAAUAAUAAUGAUGUUCUCGUUCUACUGUCGAUAAAUCAAAGAACAAUUGAUAAUAUAAAAAGGGGAUGUUCUUAAGAAUACGAUGCUCAUAAUUAUAAUAAUUACAAAUACAAUCAAAUCUACGAGAAUGAGAUUUAAAACACUGCUAAGUUAUUACUCGAUCGUUCAACGAACCAAUGUAAUUUAAAUUGUAAAUUUUAGAAAAAUUGUUAUAGCAAUACACUACCAAUAAAUUAUAUAAAGUAACAAA